AAGGGGAAAUGAGAUUGCCUCUCUGGCCACUUCCUGUCCCCACUGCAGUCUCGCUGUCCCCAAGGCUGCUCCUGAAUCAUGGCACCCAGGGCGCUGGCCCUCAUCCUGGGUGAGUGACGAUGGGGACGUGGUGCCACGGGGGGUUGGUGGCCCUGUGUGACGCCAGGACCGUGUCCCUUGCAGGUUGGUGGCUGGCGGCAGCGAGCGGAGCACAGCAACUGCCCCCACCCUCCCUGUCGCUGCACCCCAGCCAGGGGAUAGAAGUGGGGGACGCUGUCACCCUGCGCUGCCACCUGCCCCCAGUGCAAGCCUGGGUCUGGCUGUACCACGAUGGAGGUAGGACACAGAACAAGUACCAGGACAAGGAGCAGGAUGCGGUCGAGUUCUCCUUCGUUAUCACAAGCUGGGAGCACGCAGGGACGUACCGGUGCCAGUACCACGUGUCUGAGCCACUGGGGACAUCGGAAAAGAGCGACCCCGUGGAGCUGGUGCUGACAGAUCGCAGCUUCCCCCCACCCAGCAUUUCUCUGAGCUCCGAGGGACGCGUGAUGGCAGCAAUCAACAUCAGCAUCUGCGUGGAGAGGGGGUCCAACGUCACCAUCCGGUGCUGGAACUGGGAUUACGGAUCCUCCUUCCUCCUGCACAAGGGUGGGCGCUCAGCCCCCAUCCAGCACCAGGACCCCAGUGGGGGAGCAGUGGCCACCUUCGCCCUCUUUGGGGUGUCCCCAGCUGACACCAGCACCUACAGCUGCUCCUACCGCCCCUGGGGUCACCCCUUUGUGUCCUCACCCCUCGGGGACGGCGUGACGCUUGAGGUGACAUCCCCACCUACACGUCCAGGUGACACUGCGGAAUCCCGUGGGAGCCUGGUUGUGGCAGUGGCAGGGGGCUGCGCCACUGCCCUGGCCUUCAGCCUCAUCAUCUUCUUCCUCCUGCCUGCCUGCAGACGGCGGACACAGAGCACGGCCAGCUCUGGUGAACCCCUCAAGAGUUCCAAGGCCAAUGAGCUCCAGGUGCCACCCGGUGACAACGAGGGGCUGACCUACGCUGAGCUGCAAGCUGUGACCCCAGCUUCUGCCGCCCUGGCGCCAGCACGGCCCCCCAACCCCCUGUUCUCUAUGCCGAGGUGGGCUCUGGGAGACCCCACUGAUGCCCCCCACGUCCGACCUCCAAACCACCCCUUUCUACCCCCAAACCCCACCAACGCUCUUGAAGGACCCCCACAGCUCUCAAACUCCGCACCAAACUCCACCCCCUGCCCUGGGGGACCCCUGGAUUGGUCCCGAUUCACCACGAGAGGCCCCCUAUCACUGCAGUGGUGGUGUAACAACGGCUGCGCGCUCCCCCCACGUGUGCAGUUCUGCUCUCACACACGUGUCACCAUCACCGCUGCUGAAACACGGCCGCCUCACAGCGCUCGCAUCCUCUGGUGGGUCUCAAGCUUCAAUGAACAUCAAUGGUGCCGGCCACUUCCUCUAUGGGCUCCUGCUGCCACAUCAGGAGGUGACAUCACAGCAUCCUGUCCCAAAAGGGGAACUGGAAGGAGAUCAAUGCUGCUCUCUGUCCCCACUGCAGUCUUGCCGUCCCCAAGCUGCUCCUGAAUCAUGGCACCCAUGGCGCUGGCCCUCAUCCUGGGUUGGUGGCUGGUGGCAGCGAGCGGAGCACAGCAAUUGCCCCCACCCUCCCUGUCGCUGCACCCCAGCCACGGGGUGUCCCUGGGGGACGCUGUCACCCUGCGCUGCCACCUGCCCCAGUCGGCUGCCUGGGUCUGGCUGUACAAAGGAGAACAUUGGACAUAUCUCAAGUACAAGGACGAGGAGCAGGACACUGCAGAGUUCUCCUUUGAAAGCACAAAGCGGGAGCACGCAGGUUCAUAUCGGUGUCAGUACCGGGUGUCCUGGUCAGCAUUGACAUCAGAGCUGAGCGACCCCGUGGAGCUGGUGCUGACAGAUCGCAGCUUCCCCCCACCCAGCAUUUCCCUGAGCCCUGCAAAACGUGUGGGGUCAGGGACCAACGUCAGCAUCCAGUGCUGGAACCAGGGCUAUGGGGCCGACUUCCUCCUGCACAAGGAUGGGUGCUCAGCCCCCAUCCAGCGCCAGGACUCCAAUGGUGGAGAUGCAGCAGAGUUUACUCUGCUUGCGGUGACCCCGGCUGACAGCGGCACCUAUAGGUGCUCCUACCGCUCCAGGAACCACACCUUUGUGUCUUCAGCCCUUGGGAACAACGUGACUCUGGAGGUGGCACCCACACCUGCACCCCCAGGUGCUGCAGACCGUUCCCAUGGGAUCCCGGUGGUGCCGGUGGUUGGGGGCUGCUCUGCUGCCUUCGUCUUCAUCCUCGUCCUUGGCGCCUUCUUCCUCCUCGCUGCCCGCCGGCGUCGGAUGCGGAGAGAUGAGAGCCCAGGAGCCCCUGCAGAAAAGCCUGAGGACGCCGAGUUCCAGGCGGCUUCCAGUGACAGCGAGGGUCUGACCUACAUGGAGCUGCAAGCCGUGACCCCCGGCGCUCAGCCCCCCAACCCCCCCGCUGACCCCCGGCCCUCUGUGAUCUACGCCCAGGUGGCAGCUGGGAGGCGCCGCUGACGCCCUGCACGCGUGUGCG
Molecule: messenger RNA, 2598 nt
Organism: Tympanuchus pallidicinctus (lesser prairie-chicken)
Lineage: Eukaryota; Metazoa; Chordata; Aves; Galliformes; Phasianidae
Product: leukocyte immunoglobulin-like receptor subfamily B member 1
Source: RefSeq, a predicted model, not a curated record